AUGAUUGAAAUUAAAUCAAUUGUCGAUAUAUUUUCCGACACUAACUUAAAGGAUUCAAAAUUGUUAAAUAAACCGAAAUUAUUUUUCUUUACCUGUUGUCGGGAAAUCGACUURGAUUUAAAAGWAUCAACUAAUCAACAAAAUAAUGAAAAUUCAUUGACUUAUUUGGCUCAAGAAUUGAAAACUAAUUACGAAAAUUUUGGUAAUAUUAAGACAAUCGAUAAAAACUGGUCGGACGCUAAUCAGGAUAUAUUUAUAUGCUAUUCAUGCGCUAGAAGCUACAAAACAUAUAUAGACAAUAACGGUAUAACCUAUUUUGGUCAGGCAUUAAGCCAUUGUUUGGCACAGUAUGCCUGCGAGGAAUCAUUGAAUAGUAUACUAAGCAGGACCUGUUAUCGUUUGAAAACAGAUUAUGAUAAAAUAAUUCGUGAAAACAAAUAUAUGUUUGAUAAAGAAAUCAUAAAAUCUGGUAAUUUUUAUCCAGAAAUACGGUACAGAUGUAUGACUAUGGAACUGAAAUUUAAUCCAAAAUAA
Oppia nitens is the source of this 534-nucleotide messenger RNA. RefSeq lists its product as uncharacterized. Gene Ontology annotation, molecular function: cysteine-type endopeptidase activity. The record is from RefSeq and is a predicted model, not a curated record. The transcript is spliced from 5 exons. Gene Ontology annotation, biological process: proteolysis. Bases 1 to 534 code for a protein of 177 amino acids. Lineage: Eukaryota; Metazoa; Arthropoda; Arachnida; Sarcoptiformes; Oppiidae.